Molecule: messenger RNA, 5211 nt
Organism: Hemicordylus capensis (graceful crag lizard)
Lineage: Eukaryota; Metazoa; Chordata; Lepidosauria; Squamata; Cordylidae
Gene: FSD1L
Product: fibronectin type III and SPRY domain containing 1 like
Exons: 14
Coding region: 9-1757 (582 amino acids)
Molecular function (GO): protein binding
Source: RefSeq, a predicted model, not a curated record
AACUGCGCAUGCUCGCAGCAGGGCGAGGCAAGGCGAGCUGUGUGGGCGGGGCUUGCUUGACGCACGCUCGCAGACUGCUGGGGUCGCCGCCGCUUAGUGGCAGGUGCGGCGCAGCCAGAGCAUUAAGCGCUAGGCGGGCAGAGGCAGUGCAGCAGGGCUGCUGCUUUUUCCCGUGGGAGCGCGUGCGCCUGUCUCUCCCUCCCCCUUACCUGUCUGAAGUCGGCUUCGCCAUGGAGGCGCAGAAAGAAGCCUUGCAAAGGAUUAUCUCCACACUGGCACACAAAAAUGAUGAAAUCCAAAACUUCAUUGAAACUCUAAAUCACACAUUAAAAGGUGUACAGGGCAAUUCUUCCAGUGUAAUUGCUGAGUUGGACGAAGAGUUUGAUGGCUUGUACUCAAUACUGGAUGAGAUGAAGGAGAGCAUGACCACAAGCAUCAAGCAAGAGCAAGCUCAUAAAACGCAAGAACUUCAGAAUCAACUCAGCCAAUGUAGUAAUGCCCUGGAGAACUCUGAAGAAUUGCUAGAAUUUGCUGCACGCUCACUGGACAUAAAGGACCCUGAGGAAUUUUCAAAGGCUGCCAGACAGAUCAAGGAUAGAGUCACAAUGGCACCAGCUUUUCGCCUGUCUUUGAAACCCAAAGUGAGUGACAACAUGACGCACUUGAUGGUGGACUUCUCUCAGGAAAGGCACAUGCUUCAGGCUUUAAAGUUCUUGCCAGUUCCCAGAGCUCCAGAAAUAGUUCUAGCUGACUGCCUGGUAGCAGACAACUCUGUAACAAUAUCAUGGCAAAUGACGGAAGAAGACAACAAAAUUGAUCACUAUGUGCUAGAAUACAGAAAAACCAAUUUUGAUGGGCUCCCCAGAGUAAAGGAUGAGAGGUGCUGGGAAACUGUAGACUACAUUAAGGGCACUGAAUAUACAUUAUCCGGUUUGAGGUUUGAUUCAAAGUACAUGAACUUCCGUGUCAGAGCUUGCAACAAAGCAGUGGCAGGGGACUAUUCUGACGCAGUGACUUUAGAAACCAAAGCUCUUGUGUUCAGUCUGGAUGGCUCAUCAUCUCAUCUUAACUUGAAAGUUGAAGAUUCCUAUGUUGAGUGGGAUUCCACAGGAGGCAAAGGCCAAGAAAACAAAAUAAAAGGAAAAGAGAACAAAGGCAGUGGCCAGAUCACCCUUCUGAAGAACAAUACAAGAAGUGGUACUCCAUCUCCAAAGCGGUCAUCAGUUAGCUCACGCUCUCCUUUGAUUAGGGGCAGCAGAGACAGGUUUACUGGAGAAUCAUACACAGUGUUAGGAGAUACUACUAUUGAAAGUGGACAGCACUAUUGGGAAGUCAAAGCCCAGAAGGAUUGCAAAUCCUACAGUGUUGGAGUAGCAUAUAAAAAUUUGGGGAAGUUCGAUCAGCUGGGGAAGACCAAUACAAGCUGGUGUGUACAUGUCAAUAAUUGGCUCCAGACUACAUUUGCAGCCAAACACAAUAAUAAAGCAAAAGCACUUGAUGUCAUGGUUCCAGACAGGAUAGGCGUCUACUGUGACUUUGAUGGAGGUCAGCUUUCUUUCUAUAACGCAAGCUCAAAGCAGUUAUUGUACAACUUUAAAACAAAAUUUACUCAGCCACUGCUACCAGGCUUCAUGGUCUGGUGUGGUGGUCUCACAUUGACAACAGGACUGCAGGUGCCGAGUGCUGUGAAAACAAUGCAGAAGAGUGAAAAUGGACUGAGUGGUUCAGCUAGUAGCCUAACCAAUGUCACCCAAUGAUGUUUCCACUUCUAGGUUAACUGCUUUUCUCUGCAGGUGUUACUUGAAGAGCUUGUGAGCAAUGGUUUAAUAUGUUCCUAUCGCUUCUAAAGCCUAAGCACCAAUAGUGCAAAAUGUUUGGGGCUGAACUGAAGUAUUAACAGGAGUGUACUGUGAAUCUGCCGUGUAAUAGGAAAAUAGGCUGGCUUUUUUUUAAAGAGAAGGGAGUAUUUGAGGUUGUAGCUAUGCGUUCCUGUUAGACUGAAUUUGACUACUUGUCUUAAGGAUGCUUGACUGAUCCUUUUAUGACCUGUAGUAAAGACAAGUAUGACCUUGGUCUAAAAAACCCUCAUUGCUUUUUUCUCCUGGAUUCCUAAAACUAGCUCUUUGCCCUCAAGAAAAGGAAGUGAGAUGGAGUUGUACUUUAAAGCUUGAAAAUGAGAACCUUCUAAAGAUAAUCUAAAUUCACACAAAUUUUCAUCAUGGAAAGAGAAAAAAACACUCCAGUUUUGAUCAGAAUCCUUUGAUUAGAAAUAGCUUUUACACGAUCAGGCAUGAUGGCUAAGGGUCAUCCCAGGUAAUGCAUUCUGAACUUGUCUCUGGGCACAGUAUCCAUUGGCCGUGUAGGAUGAUCUAGAGUUGAAGAUGUCACUUUAACGAUGUGAGAAUAUUUCUGGCCUUUCAGCUUAACUUGGAAGCAGCACUUCAAAAGCUCCUUAAUAUCAUCUCAUAUAUUAAAUCUCCAGAGUGUGUUCUGUUCUUGGGGCAUUAAGUGGUGUUGGGGUUUUUUUUAAGUCUCACCCAUGUUGGUAAAGUAGUUCUCCGGUGUUUAUGAAUGAACAUAUACUUGAGAAUGUGCACUUACUUGGCAUUGGCCUAUGCCUGAAAUCCACUCAAGUCACACUUUGGUGUGAUCAUUUCCAUCUUUUAAAUAACUUGCACCACAUCUUGAUUUUCAGAUUCAGUCCUAUAGAACUGAACCCAAUGGAUGGGUCAACUUCUAGGUGCAUAAAAUACCUUCAUUUCAUAACAUGGUGUAAAUUCCCCAUAUUUAACCUUAAAGCCCUAAAUGAUCUUUCCUUCAAGCCUCUAAAGUGCUUUUCCCCAUCCUUUAGGAUAUAAAAAGUGGAUUGUACAUUCCAAUUUUAAAGGCACUGUAACUGGUGAUCCCUCAGUAGUGUCAGAAGCAUACGUUAAGGAGGUCAGAUAUUAAGAUUCUAUACUAAUUUGCUUCCAACCCUGCUAAUACGUUGGUUCAAUAAUAUGAUUUGGCAUUUAGUUUAUGUACUAUAGAUUUGCUGACUCACUUUGAGAAACCUCACAAAAAGAGUAUGAAGCAGACUGGUUUUUGGUUUGUUUUUGUUUUUUUAUAAAUAGAGCACACUUGUUGGUCUCUUUUGAUAAAUCAAUGCAUAUAGUCCUUGUGGAAAUGUCACAAUUCAGUUUUGACGUUUAACUUUUCAGCAGAACUACUAUAUAAAUUGCUCUAUCAGGACUCCCUACUUGCUACUUCUAAAUGAUUUUUCUGGUAACUAAUCAAAUGAAAGUUUCUAGAUUGGCGAUGUUUAAACCAUAUAAAUGCCUUCUUUAGAGUCUAAGAGUUAAGAAAUCUAUAAACCACUCCAGCGUUGUCCAAUACUGUAAGACUCCUCCUAUGCUUCUGAUACUAAUACCCGUGUGUUUGCAGCACUUAAGCGCAAGGGUUUUUAGUCUUUGCACAAUUGAUUUUUGAAAAUAAAGAUGUUUUGAUGACUGGUUUGUGAAGGUUUAAAUGCCAGUUACUGUUUGGGAGAAAAUCAAGUACUCUAAAAAGAUCUCAUUGGUAUUGCUUUGAGUUGUAAACAAGCUUCUAAUUAGUCUGGAUCCUGUUGAGAGACCCUUUAAAAUUGGAAUAAUGUUUAGUCCUAAGGUAACUGCUUUGUCUCCACCACCACUGUUAAACAAUUUAUAUGCACUACUGGCUUAACAUGGCUAGCACACUGUAAGUGUGGUCCAAAAGCUGAAUAGACUGAAUACUUUGGAACUGCUAUAUAUGCCAGGGACAUCCAGUUAUGCAGACAUUUUUGCAAAUCUUCCACAACACAACCGACUUCUUCCAGAUGCAGUAGUAGUGUUUAGAGGCUCUUAAGUCUUAUUUAGAAACAUACAGUGACGCAGACCUGUGGAUUAAAUUUCACCCUUCUGGGGAGAACCUUUAUUGUGAAAAUAGUCAGUCACAGGUGCUUGCUUCUCUUGCUGCUGAACAGGGUAGUUUCAUACUGUGUGAAUGAUAGGGUAUGGCAACAAGAGGAAAUGCCUUAAGCACUUUAGACAUCUUUCCCUUGGAUCAUGAAACUAAUGAGUUAGCAGCCCUUAAUCAGUUUUAAUUCUGUGACAAGCAUGCAGAUGUUAAUGUAACUGAGCAAAAAGGUUAAUUUGAAUGCUUUGGUUGACUCUUCCAGUAGACCUAGAUAUCUGGUAGCAAACAAGGCAUAGUGUUUUUCCAAUGUGUACAUAAUUUGCCCACUGUAAAGUUAAAGUAUUUUUAUAUUUGUAGCUAAUGAAAACUUCUGUUUUGUAUAUUUACAGGAAAAACAAAUGUAUGUUGCUAACUUUGUUUUCAGAAAUCAUGAAAUCUUCACCCAGUGUAAACAUAAUUAUGUAGUAGCAAAGCUCAGUGCGCUCUGAUGAAAGAGAGCAGCAAAUGGAAUAUUCCCUUGUUAAAAUACAAAACUGUGAUCAUGCUGAGAGGUUUCAAAAGUGCAGCAACUUCGAAAAAGAGUAGCUGAAAGCCCAAGCCGCAAUAUUGCACAUAGGAUCUUCAGGAUUGUUUCUGAAUGUAAAAAUAGACGAGGCUUAGAAUUCAGUUUAAGCUUAAAGAUAAUGGAGAGAGGAUCCAAUCCUUCUCUGUCUAAAGGAAACAAAUCAUGUAUGCUGCCUUGUAGGACUGGGUUCCUUUUUUGGUAUAGAAUAGCCAGUGACUUGCUUUGAGGCAAGCUGUAAUUGGGUAGACAUGGGAACUUCGUGUGUGGUGGCUGCAUUUGUUGACCAUACCUUAUUGAUCCUUGGUAUUAAAUGGAAGUGUAUUGACAGAACAGUUAUGGGGGGAAACCUAAAUUAAUGGUACUGUACAAUGGUCAGUUUCUGCAUCUCUCCCCAGAAGUUCAGUGGUCACUGCUGGUAAACACUUCUGCAUGUGCCUUCUUAAGGUGGCACCAUAUCAUUGCUCUGCUCAUGGCAUAAGGUGUUAGACUAAAAUGCAUAAUGAUGUGACUUUAUCACACGGAUCUUCUUAAACAGGGAAAUUGCACAUUGUUAGUACCUCAGGUAUUCAGUGCAUUCUUUAUCCUUGUCAAGUAUCCCACGACAACAGUCCUACCUGCCAUAGCAACACUACUGCUGGGUGCCUUAGAGCCCAUGUGUUUUUAUUUGCUGUGUCUUUAAUUCAAACACAUCUCACAGGGAUUUUGUAUUAAUAAACUUUUGAAAACCAGGA